AUGGUUGUUUCCGUCGCCAGCGCCAGCCGCGCGAUCUUCGCCGUGUGCUCGCUCAUCACUGCCCAAGCUGCCGCGGUCCCCGCCGACGUCGGCCCGUGCCUCGACAAGGCCGGCAUCGAGAACUCGGUGCCCAAGACCACGACGUGGACGAUGGACAUCCAGCCGUGGAACUCGCGCAUUAACCCGCAGCCUGCGGCCGUUGCCUUCCCCAAGACGGAGGCUCAAGUAUCGGCCGCGCUCAAGUGCGCCGCCUCUGCUGGCGUGAAGGUGACGACUCUGGGAGGCAACCGCUCGUUCUCGAGCAUGGGUUUCGGCCGCAACAACGACGCCCUUGUCAUGAACCUCAAGUACCUGAAGCACCUCAAGUACGACGCGUCCACUGGGCUUCUGUCGUACGGUGGUCCCGUCAUGAUCUCGGAGACCGCCAAGUACAUGUGGGGUUUCAAGCGCACGCUUCCCCACGGCCGUUGCCCUGACGUCGGCAUGACCGGUGUGGCCGCCUCGGGCUUCGGCACCCUCUCACGUGCCGCUGGUACGGUGCUCGACAACAUUGAGGCCGUCCGUGUGGCCCUGGCCAACGGUUCCAUUGUGGACGCCAGCGCCAAGCAGAACGCCGACCUGUUCUGGGGCGUGCGUGGUGCCGCCAGCUCCAUGGGCGUGGUGCUGGACUUCAAGAUCAAGACGAUGGCGCCUCCGUCGCAGACUGUGACGAACUACACCAUCGCCUUCAACAAGAGUGCUAAGCCGACUCAGCAGGACAACGUCGAUGCCUUCAUCGGCACACAAAAGUGGGCCCUGAGCGCCGACAACAACGACCUGCUGUCCAUCCGCUUCAGCCUCAAGACCAAGUCCACGCUCCAGGGUUUCUUCUAUGGAUCGUCCGCGCAGGCCAAGACUGUGUUCGCCUCGCUCAUGAAGAACCUGCCGUCGUCGAUGGUGCUCACGACUACCGAGGAGGACUUCUGGACGUCCGAGGCCUACUCGACCCCCGGCCUCAUCGAGCAGACCAUGUCUCCUCGCCGCUACUUCUACAUCGCAUCGGUCACGAUUCCCAGCGCUACCCCGCUCACCAACGCCACGGCCUGGGAGCUGUUCUCCAGCACUGCUUACGCUCCCGCCCUUCCUGACGCUACGGCCUCUGGCUUUGUGGACAUCUGGGGCGGCAAGUACGCCAAGGGCGUGAAGGCUGACGCGUCGGCCUGGAAGCACGACAACCGCCUGCACCUCAUCCGUUGGGACAUCCGUACGCCGACCUUCGACGUCAAGUUCGCUGACAGCACGAUCACUACGAUGCGCAGCAAGUUCUACAAGUUCGUGGACGCUUACAAGGCUUCGGGCGGCGUGCCCGGUGGCUUCACGACGUACCGUGACGAGCGCUGGACGAUCAAGGAGAUGGCCGAGUACCUGUACGGCGGCGGCAACUUCGCCAAGCUGCAGCAGAUCAAGACCAAGUACGACCCGAAGGAGAUGUUCAACACGGACCCUCAGGCCAUCCCCGCUCUGGCUUAG
This is a messenger RNA of Phytophthora sojae, 1509 nucleotides long. RefSeq lists its product as hypothetical. Bases 1 to 1509 code for a protein of 502 amino acids. The record is from RefSeq and is a predicted model, not a curated record. Gene Ontology annotation, molecular function: oxidoreductase activity; FAD binding. Lineage: Eukaryota; Oomycota; Peronosporomycetes; Peronosporales; Peronosporaceae. The transcript has a single exon.